GGCAAUUCGACUCGGAUGCGUCGGCUAGCGUCGUUGCGGAAUCGCGUGCAGCCGCUUUUGUUGGAGCUGCACGACCACCUCGUCGUGCCCCGUGACGUCCGGGGUACCGAGAGCGACGCGACGGAGCGCGCCCUCGCGUACCUCGGGCGCCCCAAGAGAUGUGUGAGUCGCUUCUGGUCUGAGAAGGCGCGGCUGCUUCUGGAUGCACUCCAGAUCUACGGCCUUGUGUGGCAGCUGGCCCAGUCGUGGCCGUGGCCGUCGGCGUGGCUAUCGUCGACCCGCUGGACUGCAGCGUUCAACCUCGAUGUGCUGAGUUUCCUCUCCACGGGUGCUGGCCUGGGCAUGAAGGCGCCGCCCUUCUCUCUCUGGGGCGAACUCCGCGGGUCCUACUGGCUGUACGCACUGGUGUACGCACUCUUGCCGUGGGCAGCAGUGCUCUACUACAAAGCGCGAGCUCGGCACUGGCGGGUUCGCGGUGACGCGCGCUUCCUCGUCUUUGCCGCCCGUCUCGAGAACCGGCUACUGGGGCUGUUUCAAUUCCUGUACCUUCCGAUCGCGCUCGCCCUCAGUCGUCUCGUCAACUGCACGGUGGUGCCCAACCCUCUCGACGCGUACGCCUCGGACGUGGUGCUCAGUGUGGACCCGACGAUCUCGUGCCAUAGUCCACUUCACAUCACCUUGGGCGUUGGGAUUGGCGGUGUCGUAGGGCUGCCAUUCCUCCUCGGCUUUCCGUGGCUAUUACAUCGGCGGAUCCACUGCGCUGGAGUCGCGUGCAGCCAAGACGCCCACGAAGAAAUUGUCUCGGCCAUCGAGUUGAGCUACCUUGUCGGUAUCUCGGACGACUAUGAUCUCUUGUACGUGCCGCAGUACGCAUCGUACACGAGGCGACACGCCAACCUGCCCGUGUAUCGGUGUCUCUAUAAGCUCAGUCUUCUUCUUAUUUGCACGCUGCUGCGAUCGCAGUUUCCAAACAUUGAGAACCAGCCACUGCAAGGCACGCUUUUCUUUGCUCUACUGGCGCUGCGCUUCCUCUUCCAAUGCUACGACUACCCGUACCGCCUCUCGUCGACCAACCAUUGUAUGGUGUUUUUAAACCUGGUACUGGUGUUUGACGGGGUCAUGGUGUUCUUGUCGGCCAACAAUGUUCGAAGCGCGCUCACGGUCGCGUCGGUCAAGGUGCUCUGCCUCACCUUUGUCCAUACAUGGGCCAUCGUCGUGCUGAGUGUGUGGGGCGUCCUUGUCUUCCUCGCAUGGCGGCGCAUGCAGCUGACGUGGCCGACCCAUCGUCGCAUGAAAGCGCUGGUGGCGCACGCCCCUACUGUACGGGCGUGGGUCGAGACGGUCCAAGCGGCGCAGGAAUUACUUCACAAGGACUAUGCGUCCCCGACAUUGGUCAAGCCCACAGUCGAGCUCGGCGACAUGGUAACAGCGCUGCAAGCCCACGCCUCGGAAGCGUUGCGCUUGCGCCACCUCUUGCAUCGCCCUUUGCACGACCUAGCGCUGCACGUGCAAGCUGCGUACAUUGAGUCGGCGGCCACGUCGGCGAUGCCGUCGUCGCUCCUCGACAGCUGCGUCGACAGCUUGGCCGCAGAGCUCGAGCGAUACCAGGAAAAACAUGCGCUUUUGCACCCCCGCAAGCGAGAUGCGCUCUUCAAGCUGCGCGUGCUUCACACCCUUGUCGACGAGCACAGCGGCAAGCACGACAAGGUGGCAUCGUUCUCUGCACCAAGGAUACGCCGCGCUCCUGUCGAUGACGUCCUCGUCGCCAUGGACCCGGCACUCUACGUCUGGUCCACCUGGGACCCGUCGACGUUGCUCCUCGCUCCCAACUGCGGCGCGCCAGCGCCGAACCUUCUCUCGGUGCGGUGGUACCUGGCGCUAUACCACACAAACCUUCGCAUGGGUUAUGUCGCGACGGUCACGGCCAUCGAUGUGGUGACGCUCUGGGUCCAUCUCGACGUUCUUCUUUGCUUUGAGAAUGCAGAGCCUUGUGUUCGCAGUGGCUGGCUACGCUUGGCCGACAUGUCCUCGGACGUCCAUGCGCACCUUCUGCAAUGCAACGACCCCGAUACCCUCCACGUCUUUGCGACUCUACCGCACGCCCCGACGCCACGUGUCAUCUCGGUGCCCCGCCUGCAAUCGCUGUUGGAUCGCUCGGCCGAGAUCACAUCCGACCUUGUCGCGGACUGGCAAGAUGUCUUGUAUGAGUGGGAGGUGGCCUUUGUGUAUUUUGAGAAGCGGCGGCCGUCGAGCUUGGACCGGCGCAAAAUUCAAGCGUGGUUUCGGGCCUACCACGCUGCGCGGUGUGUCAGCACGACGAGUGCUUUCUGAGCCACAAGUGAUCGCCCCCAAUAAGCAACCAGCCAUUUGGGUAAGCAGUUUGACGCCGCAUAGGGCAGCCUCCCUUGCGAUACUUUAUCAACGAUGAUUGUUUGUUCUUGCAA
Saprolegnia diclina VS20 is the source of this 2444-nucleotide messenger RNA. RefSeq lists its product as hypothetical. The coding region runs from base 16 to 2331 and encodes 771 amino acids. The record is from RefSeq and is a predicted model, not a curated record. Lineage: Eukaryota; Oomycota; Saprolegniomycetes; Saprolegniales; Saprolegniaceae. The transcript is spliced from 9 exons.